AUGGCGGACAACAGGAAGCCCGACGACUUUACAAUUGAGAUGGACAAGUUGGAGCAGAACAAAAAUUUCCAGGCGCCGCCGCCUCCGCCCCAGCCCAGAAGUUCCCCGUCGAGCUCGGUUUCCAAUAAUGCCGCUCUCUCCGUCCUGGCGUACUGCGGCUCGUCCAUUUUGAUGACUGUGAUGAACAAAUAUGUCCUCUCCUCGGACUUCAACCUCAACUUCUUCCUCCUCUGUGUGCAGUCUCUUGUCUGUAUCAUCGCUAUCCAAACUUGCAAGACAUGUGGCCUUAUCACGUACCGCGACUUUAAUCUGGAUGAGGCUCGGAAGUGGUUCCCCAUCACUCUUCUUCUUAUCGGCAUGAUUUACACCGGGUCGAAGGCACUGCAGUUUCUCUCUAUUCCCGUGUACACGAUCUUCAAGAACUUGACUAUCAUUCUCAUUGCCUACGGCGAAGUCUUAUGGUUUGGCGGCUCGGUGACAAACUUGACUCUCUUCUCUUUCGGGCUUAUGGUUUUCAGCUCCAUCAUCGCUGCCUGGGCUGAUAUCAAGCAUGCAGUUGAAAGCAGUGGCGAUGCGACCUCAAAGGUUUCCACUUUAAAUGCCGGCUACAUCUGGAUGUUGGUCAACUGUCUCUGCACGUCAUCUUAUGUUUUGGGAAUGCGCAAGCGAAUCAAGUUGACCAACUUCAAGGAUUUCGACACCAUGUUCUACAACAACCUUCUCUCUAUCCCCGUCCUCAUCGUCUGCUCCGGCUUCUUGGAGGACUGGUCUCCCGCUAAUGUCACCCGUAACUUCCCGCCUGCUGACCGCAACGGCAUUAUCUUUGCGAUGAUCAUGUCCGGAGCAUCGACGGUCUUCAUUUCGUACACUUCUGCCUGGUGCGUUCGCGUCACAUCGUCGACCACGUAUUCAAUGGUUGGCGCUCUCAACAAACUUCCUAUUGCGCUGUCUGGAUUGAUAUUCUUCGACGCUCCCGUUACGUUCCCUAGCGUUUCUGCCAUUAUGGUCGGCUUUGUGAGUGGCAUUGUCUAUGCCGUCGCAAAAAUCAAGCAAAACGCGCAACCCAAAGUCGGAAUUCUUCCUACCUCUAAUCCGGUCAGCGCCAGCAGCCAGAGUAUGAGGGACUCGCUGCGCCCGUGA
Messenger RNA from Aspergillus mulundensis, 1140 nucleotides. RefSeq names its product GDP-mannose transporter (gene gmtA). The coding region runs from base 1 to 1140 and encodes 379 amino acids. Gene Ontology annotation, molecular function: antiporter activity; GDP-mannose transmembrane transporter activity. Gene Ontology annotation, cellular component: Golgi apparatus. The record is from RefSeq and is a predicted model, not a curated record. NCBI's taxonomy places the organism in Eukaryota, Fungi, Ascomycota, Eurotiomycetes, Eurotiales, Aspergillaceae. The transcript has 4 exons. Gene Ontology annotation, biological process: transmembrane transport.